CCCCUCGGUAGCCCGCGGCGGCCGUAGGGAUGGCCCCUCUGGCCCGUUCCGCGGGGGCCGCAGGCCGCGUCUCCCCGCGCUCUCCCCACAGGGGUGUCCGCGGCCACCGGGGCGGGGGGGGGGCCGGGGUGAGGUGGAGUGAGGCGGGAACGGUGUGGGAUGAGGUUGGGAUGGGGCGGGUUCCCUCCCGCAGGGUUUUUGGGAGGGGGGAGCUCCGUGCCCGGGUAGGCCCCAGGCCCUUCCCCAGGGCUUCCCCCCUCACCCCCCCCAGAGCAGCUGCUUCAUAAAAAUCCUUAUUUCCAGGUAAAACCUUUUGUCUCCCCUGCCCUAGCAAAGCCUUUGAGGGGCAUCUCUAGUGUAGUCAUCUAAUUGCUCCUCGUUCCGUAGGAUCUGAGUAACUCUGGGUGCACCCGGUUCUUAAUUCCUCCUUUUUAGGGCGUUUAAAACGACGCCAUCGCGCAGGGGCGGGGGGGGGUUGUUGGGGUUUUGUUUCUUAAAGGAUUGGAGCUGAGAGGUUUCUGUUUUCUUCUCCCCAUCGAUGGUUUUGUUAUGGAAGCGCCAGAAGGGAUUUUUUUUUUUUUUCCCGUUGCAGUGGAGCCUCCAGGAUGUUCCCAGGGAUCGAGCUCUGGGCCGCAAUUCCACAGUAAAACUGGUUUAUUUUGGCUAUAAAAAGGGAGAUCUCCGGAGACAGGAGGGGGUUGGAAGGGAAACAGAACCACGGGGUUGAAUUGGUCACACACUGAGCUGAGCAGGUGGGCUGGAGGUGCCCCUGGAUGUGUCCAGGAAAAACUUCCUCUUGGAGUCACUUCCCGGCUGGAGUGGCCCCUUUCCAAGCGGCUGCUUCCAGGGGAAACUGAGCUUCUUUGGGAUUCAGGAAAACGUUUCAGUGAGGAGGGGGGGUUUUCACAGCAAAUCGCUGCCAGGCCCCGGGAUUGAGUUCAGAAACAGGGAAAGAACGGGAGAGUUUUAUUUAAUUAUUCCUGUCUCAUCCAGGAGUGGAUUUAGCAGCUUCCCUGGGUUUGGGGUUGAUUCCUGGUGCCUGUUGGAGGAGGAAAAGCCGGUGGACAGUGAGAAUGGUUGUAAAGGGGGGUAGAACACGUAGUUCCUGGUUCUUCUCCUCCCUUGUCAGUGGAUAAAUGGAGGGUUUGAAACAUCAAAUAUUGUUGUAAGGAAUUAAAGGCACAAAUAGAGCAGCAGGAGAAGCUUUUCCAGGGAAAUCUUGGGGCUUCAAAACCAAAAAUUCCCCACAGGGUGGUGCAAGGAAUCUGCUCUCAGGUGUUUUUUGAGGUGCAGAAAGGUUUGCUUCCUUCUUGCUCUUCAAUCCAGGGCAGAGGCAGGUCAGGAAGGUGGGAAAUCAGCCAGGGAAUGGGAUUGGUUCUGCAGUACCAGGAAGGAGAAGCUUCUAAAAUACACUGAACAGGUUUUCGUUCUAUUAUUUAUCUUCCCUUAAAAUAUAUAAAGUUUAUGUUGCUUUUGGUCAUGUUUUUCCUGACCCUCAGCUACUGUAGCUGUACUUUUUUUACAAAAUGGGUUCAAAAUCUCUUAAUACAAACAUUUCACUGGAGUUCUGGGGGAAAAAAGUGUUUAAAGUUCUCAUCAACUUGGAUCAGAGGCCCGCUGAGUGCACCAGAGUUACUCAUUUUUAUUCAGAUUUUCUGGGGUGAAUUCAGUUGAUUUUUGCUUAGCACUCAGAUUGCCACUUUAAAAUUAAAGAAAAAAGGUGUUCAAUUAAAUUUUUUUUAUAAUUAAAUUACCUUCAUGGAGUUUAGAACUUUUAAGGUUUUUUUUGUUGGGGUUUUUGUGGGUUUUUUUGUUGAUUUUUUUGUUGUUAUUGUUAAUUGUUUUAAAGUUUUGCUUUAUUCCCAUUCCUUAAACAAGAUCCAUUGAAAUUCUGAACAGGAAUAUGGAAAUAUGGAAACCCAAAUGUGGAAUAUGGAAAACUGCUGAGCUGAUUUAGUUUAAAGGAACUCAAUCUGAAGGGAUAUUUUUUUUUCCCCCCCAAGCUGGUGGAUGUAGGAAUGUUGAGUUAUAGGUGUGUCUCACUUCCCAAGGAAAGGAAAUGCCACCUUCCAGCCUGGAAAUUCCUUGUGAUUUGUGUGUGAAUGCCUUUGCUCAGCCAAGCCCUUAAUUACCAUGGAUUGAAGUGUUGCCUUGUGCAAACUGAAGAAUUCGGCCUUGAAAUUUAAUCUAAAACUCCCAAAAGCAAAGCACUUGGAAAAAUGUGUCUCCUUGAACCUCCACACGUAGGAGCUCCGGGAAUUUUUAGAAUUAGAUUCCGAGGAAUCUGGAUGACACAAAGUCUGUUUUUGAAGGUGCUAAAGGUCAAGAGUGAAUAAUCCCAUGGAUAUGGAAGAAGGGAAAGAAACCUUGCACUUAAACUCCUGUUUUAUUCCCUUUAUCAAGCAGUCAAAAAACAAUAACACGUAUGAGAACCCAACUUUUCCUCUCUUUAUUUUAGAUUUGGGAAAAUUCCUUGCCAAAAAAAAAAAAACCAAAACCCUGGAAAAUUCACUAGUGUUUGUGUGAGUAAAAGGUUCCAACCAUUUAUUACUGAUCUGUAAGAACGAUUUCAUUCAGUUUUGUCCCCAAGAAUCCGAAAUCCUUUUGCACAGAAAUGUGCAGUGAAAGGGGUAAAUCACUUUUAUUUGAAUUUUAGCUGGUCUGGUUGCAGGUUUUGUGGCAUUUAAAAAAAAAAUCAACCGAGAAUCCUAAAAAUCUUAAUUUUAUAAGAAUAUAAAAAUAAGUGUACGACCUCACAUAAAAAAAAAUGCUGUAGCUCAAUAAAUCGGGUUCUGGUGGCACCAAAAAACCAUCAGCUGGAUUGGACCUGAGCCAUUUCCAAAUGAUCCUGCAGCGAUAUAUGAUGAUGGAUACAUGGAUUAGGGAACAGCAAAUUUGUAGCAUGUGAUGGAAAACCAAAUUAUUUCCCAAAAUCCAAGCGUUUCACGCCCCGUGGUUUCAUGCAGCCAUGCCACUCCAACCGGGGGCACUUCCCUGCUUCCCAAGGCUUGCUGUGUCCUUGAUCUGCUUUAUCCUUCCUGCUCCUGACCUGUCUGCUGAGGGUUAGAGCCAUUCCCGAGGGAUGGACCCCCCUGGCUGGAUGUGUUUGUCCCGUGUGCAUGGAGGGAUGUUUGUGUGCUGCCCCCAAAACCCCCCGUCCCAACUAAUCCCUGGCAGCAUCCCCCCCGACUCCUAUCCAGAUAUUAUGGAGAUAUUUCAUUUUUUCCCCCCAGUUUUCUCCAAAUGAGAGGCUUUGCCUGCAGUUUGCUGUGGCAAACAGCCAGAAAUUCUCAUUUUUUGCUCUCACUCUCACUUUAUUCUCCCUCCUCUGGCGUGUGUAUAAACACAUCUGUGCAUGUGGGUUUAUACACACAAAUGUGGGCUUUUCUGUACAGGUAAUAAAGAUGGGGGGGGAAGGUUUUUGUGUUUUCUUAAUAGGUGAAGAAAUCUUGGAAGACCAGAAAUUGCAACUUACUGAAUGUUAAAUUAUUAAAAAAAAAAAAAAAAAAAAAAAUUAGAAAUUGCCCGGCUGUGGAAGAUGGAGCCUCAUUUUUGCAGCCACUUUGAAUCCCAAGUUCAUCUUUAAAUGCGCUGGGGCUUCUUUUGGUGGUUUUUUGGUGGUUUUUUUGGAAGAGCUAAGUAACCCUGGCUGUCUCCAGGCUCACAGUGUUCCAAUGGACUUGCUUCCUCCAUUAGUUGUAAGAUGUUUAAGAGCACAUCCUAAGUUUGAAUUGUGGAUGAGAGGUUCCCUUGGCAAUGUGAGAAGGAAAAUUCUUUCUACCCCUUUGUUAUUAAUUCAUGGACUCAAGUGUUGGUUCGGCCUACAGGAGAAGGGAACUGGAUGUCUGGGAAGAUCAAAGUCUGUGCUGAAGUUGUCCAGGGUUACUUUUAAAAAGAAGAUUUCACUUCUAAGCCAGUAGAAGACUUUGAGUCCCAGAAAAGUGAAGCCAGUUCUUGCCAAGUCUGGAGGAAGACCCUGAGAGCAAACCCUGCGAGCUCAUUCCAGGAAUUUAUCCAUUAUGUCUAACCAGGGAGACGACUGCUACUUCUACUUCUAUUCCACGUGCAACAAGGGAGACAGCUGUGCCUUCCGCCACUGUGAGGCUGCUCUGGGAAGUGAGACCGUCUGCACCCUCUGGCAGGAGGGUCGUUGUUUCAGGAAUGUCUGCAGGUUCAGACACAUGGAAAUCGAUAAAAAGCGGAGUGAGAUCGCCUGUUACUGGGAGAACCAGCCCGGGGGCUGCCAGAAAUCCAACUGUGCUUUCCAUCACACCAAAGGCCGUUACGUCGAUGGGCUCUUCCUACCCCCGAGCAAAACCACACUCCCAAGUCCACCUGAGUCUGCAGAAGACGAUGGGAAAAUGGCUCAGAUGUCGCUGCAGCAAAACAAACUAUCUGUGCAGUCCAACCCCUCCCCACAGCUGAGGGGGGUGAUGAAAGUGGAGAACUCAGAAAAUGUCCCGAGUCCUACACACCCUCCAGUUGUCAUCAAUGCUGCAGAUGAUGAUGAAGAUGAUGAUGACCAGCUUUCUGAAGAAGGAGAAGAAACUAAAACACCUGUCCAGCAGCCAGCCACAGAAGCCCAUAAUGGAUUGAGGCUGAUUUCCACCAGGAAAUCCAAUGCUAAUACAAAGCAAGAUGACAAUUUAAAUUUCGGAAUAAAAACACUCGAAGAAAUCAAAUUGAAGAAACUAAAGGAAAAAGCCAAAAAGCAAGGUGAAGGUCCCUCAGGAGUUGCUGUUGAUCCACUCCAAGCUCGGACAAUUCCUGUGCCAGAGAAGGAAAACGUCAGGACAGUGCUGAGAACUGUGACUCUGUCCUCAAAGGAAGGAGAGGAUCCUGUGAUCCAGCUGAAUCUUCCUGACAGACUGGGAAAACGGAAAACUCUCAUAGCUGGUAAAACCUUCCUUCCUCUGAGGCGAAACGUUGCUGACAGGCUGGGCAGGAAGACAGAGCUGCUGGAGAAUGCUGAGAAAGCCCCCAGGAGAGGCACAGUUCAAGUGCUGAAGUCCCUGAGGGAGAGGCUGGGACAGCCCUCUGACCAGAGCAGUACAGAGACAGAGAAGGCUGCCAAGCCCAUCGAGGAGAUCCGGGUGAAGACCCUGGAGGAGAUUCGGCUGGAGAGGGCGAGCCAGAGGCGGGGGGAGCCCCCGGCCAAGCCCCCCGGCGAGGCCCGGAGGGUGGAGGAGCCCAGCUCAGGGACCAGACCUGCCCCCCCCGUCCGCAUCAAAUCCCUCUCGGGAGCCCUGGCGGAGAAGAACCACAAGAGGUUGGAGGAAGAGAAGGAAAAAAACCCAGAGGAGUUUCCUGCCAAGCCAAAAGCUGAGGGAGAGCCCAGGAGGAGCGUUCCUGCUCCAGCCGUGCCCGGCAGGGUGCAGCUGGCAGAGCCAGGGAGAGCCAAGCCAGCGGGAGAAGUGAGGAUCAAAACCUUGGAGGAGAUCAAGAGGGAGAAAGCUCUGAGGAUGCAGCAGAGCGGGGAGAAUGUGCCAGCUCCUCCUGCACAGCCCGAGCCUGCCCUCAGAGGGAGGAAACUCCUGCGGGUCACAAAGCUCAUAGCACCUGGAAGAGAAGAAAAAAUGAUAGUGGAAUUGAACAAACCUUCUCCAAAAACUGUCUCUGCACCUGCAGAGCCCUCUGGUCAGAGUGCAGCUAAUUCCACAGUGCAGGUGAAGAGCCUGGAGGAGAUCAUGUGGGAGAAGCGACAGCUGAAGCAACGCCAGGAGAAGCUUCAGAAGGAAGCAGCUGCUGUGCCAACCCCAGUGGAGAAACCAGCCAAGGAGAAAACUCCCCCAUCAGGGAGCCCUGAAUCUGCUGUGGUUUCAGGACCAGCUUAUCAGCUGGGGAGGAGGAAACUGGUGAAGCCUCAGGAGGAUGGGGUGGGAAGCCCAGAGAAGGACCCUGCAGUGUCCCCAGGGAAAAAGGCAGCCCAGCCUCCAGAAAGGAAAGCUAAAACCAAAUCCAAGGUGUGCCUGAAGCCUUUGGAUGGGAGAGCCACGUCCUCCCCGAGGCAGGCCCUGAAACGCAAGGGCACCGAGAGCCACCCCACUGCCGUGGUGGCCGUGAAGCCCCUCAGUGCCACCGGUGGGGACACCAAGGAGCCCUCAGCCAAGAAAGCAGCUGCGGCCGUGGCUCCUGCUUUGCCAGAGGACAGCCUGGUCUCCAUACCUCGGAGGGAAAAACCUCAAAGCAGCCCUGAGCUCCACCUCGGGAGCCAGGCAGACUCCCUGGCACAGUCAGAGGUCUCCAGCUCGACUUCAGCUUCCUCAGAAGUGCCGGUGAAGCUGCGCCGGCUGAGCUCCACGGGCUCUGCCAAAGCACCUCUGUCUGUGGAGGAUGACUUCGAGAAGCUCAUUUGGGAAAUCUCAGGAGGCAAACUGGAAGCAGAGAUUGACCUGGACCCAGGGAAGGACGAGGAUGACCUCCUUCUGGAACUUUCGGAGAUGAUUGACAGCUGAACUGCACAGUCUUAAAAAAAAAAAAAAGACAAAAAAAAACAACACCAAAAAAAACCCAACCAUAAACUCUCCCCCUACACAACCCCCAAACCUGUAUAUUUUGUUGGAUACGUGGAGGUGAUCCUUUCCUAGCUGAGGCUGAAGGCACAGUUGGAUGGGCAGGAUUAAGCAGGAUCUGCACUUGUCCUGAAUUUCCCUGGGACUGUCGGUGGCUCCUUCCACACGGAGUGGACAAAGCACUUGUGGUUUUUUUGGGGGACACAGAGAUCCCAUCUCCGGACUGUGGUGGUUGUGAACUGAUCUGCUCAUCCUGUGACGCUCUGAAGGCUUCAAACAAAAGCUUCCACCUUCCCCCCUCCCUGGCACGACCCAACGUUCAGCACAUUUCAGCACUUCGUGUUCGGAUCCCGUGGACAGUUGGUACCCAAAGCCUGGAGUUACUAUGUCAACUCUUGAGUUUUACUGCUGUACGCUGUCAUUUUGACUUUAAUUAGGGGAAUUAAUGACAAAGCUGGGGGGGGAGGGAGCAGAUUAAUUAGUAUUUCGGACCAAACACGCUGCCAAGGGCGGUGGCUGGGGUGUGUCCAUCCAGCCUUACUUUGAAUUAUCAGGGUGCUUUUUCCCGAUGGGAACAGGAUCCUGGGGUGGGCAGCCAGGAUUCCUCUCGUCGUCUGCAGUGAAUUGGGAAAGGAAGGAUUGGUUUAAGUGCCUCUUGGUUCCAAGGAUUGCUCCCCUGAGCUGCCGAUCCUUCAUCCUGCUGAAGGAAUUCCUCACGCCGUGACGUCCGCCAGCAUCCGUCUCACAUGCCCAUGGAAUGACUCUGGGAGAGAGGAAGAGGGCAUGGAAGGUUUCCUCCUCCUCUAUCAGCCCGUGGAGGCGGGAUUUUGGUGUAUACCAUGGUUUCUGUAAAUAUUUUAUUCUUCCAUUUUAUAUUUGUAUUCUAUUUAAGGUAUUAAACGUAGGCUGGUCACCUCCGCCCGCCCCGCUCAUGUCUGUACAGACC
Messenger RNA from Neopelma chrysocephalum (saffron-crested tyrant-manakin), 7458 nucleotides. RefSeq names its product zinc finger CCCH-type containing 11A (gene ZC3H11A). Bases 4020 to 6455 code for a protein of 811 amino acids. NCBI's taxonomy places the organism in Eukaryota, Metazoa, Chordata, Aves, Passeriformes, Pipridae. The record is from RefSeq and is a predicted model, not a curated record. The transcript has 17 exons. Gene Ontology annotation, molecular function: metal ion binding.